GAAAUGUAACCUAUUUUGAGUUACUGUCACAAACCGAGCAGAUCGCGGAAGUUAGAGGGAUCAUCGGCUAAUACAGGUGACACAGAGAGAGGGGGGGAAAGGGAGGCGAUCCAUUUCCAGACGAGUAUGUGUGUCUGUGAUGGAGAGGCAUCGGGGCUGAGGUAUCCGUCUUUCUGACACCGGCGGCGGCGGCAGCAUCACUGCCGCGCCGGGGAGAAGAGUAGGCUAUCGGUGCCGCACGGGAUCCGCCUUGCCUUUCACGGCAGUUCACUGACAGCCGCCGAAGAAAAGAGCCAUCGGGUCUGUGUGAUCUGUUGAUGCAUAGACCGUGGGUUUGGAGAGGGGACAAAGUCGGGAGGUGGGUUGGGUGAAGGUGGGCACGGAUGCGAAAGGAGAACGGAAAAAAAACCGAUUGCAUGCUGAAAUUCAGUAAUGCGUCUGCAAAACAAUGAAAAUAUUUCAAGACUUGCUGUCGGUGUGCUGUGCUGUAAAUAUCGGGCAACGACCCUUGCAUUUUUGUCAAUAACACGAGUCAAGGAGGGGUGAAACAUGUCUGCUUCCGUGGGGUCCCGCACCGGAUCCAACGCACCUACGGUUCUACCUUCAUCGCCUGAUAUACCGGACCUCAGUCAUCUCACAGAGGAGGAGAGGAAUAUCAUUAUGGCUGUAAUACUUCGUCAGAAGAAUGAAGAGGCUAUGGUAAAGCGCGAGGCUCACAUUGACGCGAGAAGCGUGUCCCUGCUUGGGAAGAAACGACCGGAGCAGGAUGACAGCGGGCGGCCGCAGCGGCCGGUCAGCAGCUCCGAGGAACCGCCGGAGCACAUGGGGGGCGGUGUGGAGCAGCGAGGGGAGCAUCAAGCCCCCACCUGCUCCAUCUGCUGCAAGACUAAGUUUGCCGAGGGUUGCGGACACACCUGCUCCUACUGCCGGACGAGGUUCUGCGCCCGCUGCGGGGGCAGAGUCUCCCUGUGCCCCGACAACGUGAUCUGGGUAUGCAACCUGUGCCGCAAGCAGCCGGAGAUUCUCACCGGAUCGGCUCGCCGGGCACCGGGGCAGGGUUCCGAUCCCUCCUUGGCGGACGUGGCCAAGAGUGACCCGGGCAUGUGCGGCGACAAGCAGGAGCUCCACAAUCCACGGAACCGUCUGUCAGAGAUCGACGCCGGACCUGACCCUGCUCGAAUGGACCCCCCCGGCUGUCGUUCCCGGAGCGAGCCCCCGAGGGGAAGGAGAUUGGCGGAGUCAGCCCCAGAGCAGAGCGAGAAGGCCAGACUUCCCAGAGAGCGGCCAAGGAAACAGCUGCAGAAGGGACACUCCCAUGAUCUCAGCCACCGCGAUGGGGAGAAGAGACCCAGCAGGGAGGACGUGCAGCUCGAGCCCCGCUACCGCAGCAGCCCCCACCUGGAGACAUGCCAGCUGGAAGAGGAAGCGAAAGCCCCCAUUGGCCGCCAGGAGCGCAGGCGCUGCCACGCAACCAAUCACAAGUCUGGUCCCGCCGAAGAGGCGGAGCUUGGAGAUGCACCUGACGGCAGACGGGGGGGUGAGAGAGAAAGGACCGUGGCCAACCCAGUCGUGUCAGCGCAGAACCAUGUCGACCCAGUAUCGCUGCACCUUAGGGAGCCCCCAGACUGGAGCAGAAGGCAGCAAGGUUGCCCCGAGCUCACAGAGGUGCAGGACCACAGGCCACAUGGUGCCCCACAUGGAAGGGCAGCCAACGUGAGCAAUGAUUCGCCGGGGAUUAACCAAUCGGAGUCCCCGCCCGUGCUCCGCCCCUGCAGGGUCAAGCGUGGAGUCAGCAAGAGGCACAUGUCUCCCAGCAGCUCAGAGGAAGAGGAGUACGCCAACUGUGAUGAAGCAGCGAUGAGCAGAACCCCUGAGAGAGGAGCCUGGAAGAGCUGUCACCAGGACACAGCACUGUGGCAGCAUCCCACAUCAUGGCAGCCGUCCAAAGAAGGCGAUCGUUUAAUCGGACGGAUCGCUCUGAGCCGCGGGACAGCUCUGUCGGCGGGGGCAGGAGGACAACUGGGCCUCAAGGUCGUCGGAGGGAAGGUCACAGAGGCGGGAGAACUGGGAGCCUUCAUCACCAAGGUGAAGAAGGGAAGCCUCGCUGACCUGGUGGGCCAUCUGCGAGCAGGCGACAAGGUGCUGCAGUGGAACGGGAAGUCGUUGGUAGGAGCCACCAAAAAGGACGUCUACAACAUCAUUCUGGAAUCCAUAAUGGACCCUCAAGUCGAAAUAGUCGUCUCAAGACCUGUCAGGCUGUAUAAAACAUAUCAAGAUGUACCAAGAAUUCAAGGGAUGUCCCCUCCAGUAGAAGCCAGAUCAGGCUCAUAUGAUUUCCCGAAAAUGGAGCCCCCAUCUCCGCCCCCCAGGUCCCCCAGCAGCGGCACACUCAGAGAUAAGCCCCAGCUGCUCCCAGGACAGCUGUCUGUGAAGCUGUGGUACGACAACGUGGGCCAUCAGCUGAUCGUCAACGUGCUACAGGCCACUGAGCUCCCUGCUCGCCCUGAUGGUCGACCCCGCAAUCCAUAUGUCAAAAUGUACUUUCUCCCUGACAGGAGUGACAAGAGCAAACGCAGGAGCAAGACGGUGAGGAAGACUUUGGCCCCCAGGUGGAACCAAACCUUCCUGUACGGCCAGGUCCAACGGAGGGAUCUCCGGGAGCGUACGCUGGAGCUGAGCAUGUGGGACCAGCCGCACGCUCGGGAGGAGGAGAGCCAUUUCCUGGGGGAGGUCCUGAUCGAGCUGGAGACGGCGCUGUUGGACGACAAGCCGCACUGGUACCAGUUGCAGGCCCGCGACGCCUCCUCGGGUCCGACGCCCCUGCCUCGCAAGUACCACCGUGGGAACGGUUCUAAUGGGAAGCUGAGGGAGUGCGGUUCUAGAGAGAGGGAGAGGUCCGGCAAUCUUUUGUCACCUGAGCCGCAGCCCAUGGCACCACAGUGGGAUGAGCAGGAUGAGCCCCCCCAGCCGGCCCCUGGCGUGAUCCUGCACAGGGCUGUCGCACACCCCCCUUCCACGGUGACCCCAACAGCCACCCGUAGAGUGAGGCAGCUGCCACAGGUGCCCGUGAAAGGCAGCUCCGUUGAGGAAGUGGUGGAGGAGCGUACCCGACAGGUGCAGUUGAAAGUCCAAUCCUAUAGGACUUCUACUACUUGCAAUACCACCCAUGACCUACAGAGGGAGCCAAAGGGCAAGCGAGAGCGCUACAGGGGUCGACGACGGAGCAGCGACAGCUUUUCAGACAGCGACAUCAGUGACAUCUCGGCCGUCUCGCGUGACAGCAGUGCCUCACGUGUCAGUAACGCCAGCUACAUGUCAGUGCAGUCGGAACGGCCUCGGGGUCGUGUCAGGUCGAAGUCUCUGGAGAGCUGCAAGGGGGUGGAGCGGAGGGAGAGGAGGAUAUCGUGGGGGACAAUUUGCCUGGACGGGGAGAAGGGCAACGGGGGCAAGAACCUCUCAAAUGAAGCCGGCAGGAGGCAUUCAGUCACGGGGGAUCUGAGCCACCCUCCGGCCGGGAGCCUCCUGAAGAGCAGCAGCAUGAGUGGGGAGAUGUACCCAUCAGAGCGCGCCGAUGGCAGCCAGUCCGACCCGGCUCCGGGGAAGCCGUCCAAGCAGCGCCGGACCAGCCUGAGCUCACGCGUGGUGGCCGCGGUGGGCCGGCCCACCCGGAGAAGCAGGAGCACCACACUGCUCAGUCAGGCAGAGGCCAAUAAGAAGUCGAAGGGUCCGAUCCAGCGGAGCCAAGAGACGGGCAUGGCAGUGGAGUACCCACGCAGCGCUGAAUCGGCCGACGGCAGCAUGAACAGCUGCAGCUCGGAGGGGAACCUGUUGUUCUCAGGUGCCCAACUGGGAGCAGAUGGUCAGUUCAGUGACUUCCUGGACGGCCUUGGCCCAGCGCAGCUGGUAGGCAGGCAGACCUUGGCCACACCUGCGAUGGGGGAUGUCCAAAUUGGCCUGAUGGGCAAGAGGGGACAGCUGGAGGUGGAGGUGAUCCGGGCCCGUGGCCUCACACCCAAACCUGGUUCCAAAUCCCUACCUGCUCCAUAUGUGAAGGUCUACCUGCUGGAGAGCGGUGUGUGCAAGGCCAAGAAGAAAACCAAGAUUGCACGGAAAACCCUGGACCCCCUAUACCAGCAGGUGCUGCUCUUUGAGGAGCCUCCUCAGAGCAAAGUGCUGCAGGUGAUAGUCUGGGGAGACUAUGGCCGAAUGGACCACAAGUGCUUCAUGGGAGUUGCACAGAUCCUAUUGGAGGAGCUGGACCUGUCCAGUACAGUGAUUAGCUGGUACAAACUGUUUCCUGCCUCCUCUCUAGUAGACCCCACCCUGGCCCCUCUGACCCGACGAGCCUCCCAGACGUCACUUGACAUUUUACCAGGUCCACUGGGUGCCCGUUCCUAGCUACCAUGCUGGAGGUUCGAGCUUGCCCACAACGGACCAGUACCAGAGAUUAACAGAACCAUCAAAUCACUCUGACAGUCAGUCUUUUAUGUUCCUCAUGUGAUUUGUCGAUUUAGUUCAUGUUCAUUAGACAUGAGUUAAAGUGAUCAGGGAACGAAAAGAGGGAAUUGCUAUGGACUUCAUGGAAUUCAGCUGAGACCUUAAGGGUUAAAGAGGUCAAAGGUCUUCAAAGUAGAAUCUUUGAGUAAACGAGUAAAUUUGAGUAAACCCUUUAUCUAGUGCGCUAGCUCUUCUCUCUAUAAUGUGGUUUAAAAGCCUUCUGGUUAGGUCCAGAUCCCCCAUCACCACCCCCAACAAAGGGGAGGGAAGCACAACUAAGCUUCACAUGUAACAAGAGUGUGAGGAGUGACCCACGUCUACCCUGCAGACUGCAGCCCAUAGCUCUCGUGUGCCUGAGUUGAUUCUUCUGGUCUUCAAUAAGUCUUGUUUUUGAUUUGAAUUCACUUCUAUUUUGUCCCAUUUUUCCCCCCAGUAGAAGAAGCACUGUACUGUAGCACUAAUCAAACUGACAUCCAUUUCGCUGGUGUAUAUCGGUGUACCUUGUGGUUGAUAUUGCUUUGUGUUUGGGGCAGUGAAACUGUGUAAGAAACUUAACUAAAUGUUAUGGCACAUAAAGGAUAUCUGUAUGUGUGUAUGUAUGGGGGGAAAAGUAUAUUUAAACCAACAGGAUCUGUAAAUAUAAGACAAUGGGGAGGUCUAUUUAGGGGAGGUCAUCGUCUUCCUGAGGUCUACCUCUUGCAGAUGAUGGCCUUGGUCAGACCACCCCCACCUUCCCACCCUUAUACUGCAGGCCGGGACCUAGCAGUGCUGGAAACUUGAAUGUUUCAGAGAGGGCCCAACCAGUGUAGCCGCAGCUGAUCAUCAGCCUCAUUAUGAACCCCCUUUCUCUGGCCCCACAUGGGGCCAGCUAUCUUCUGUCACUCGUACGGGAAGCUGACAGGUGUUUGACCAUGUGCUCCGCGGCCACACAAAGCAGUACUUCUUUGUACCAGACGUGCUUCAUAUGAACUGUACGUUUUAUAUCGAAGAGUUUCAUUUUUAUGGUUUACAAGUAAAAGAUUGU
This is a messenger RNA of Paramormyrops kingsleyae, 5521 nucleotides long. RefSeq names its product regulating synaptic membrane exocytosis protein 1-like. Gene Ontology annotation, cellular component: cytoskeleton of presynaptic active zone; presynaptic membrane. Gene Ontology annotation, molecular function: small GTPase binding; transmembrane transporter binding. Gene Ontology annotation, biological process: regulation of synaptic plasticity; calcium ion-regulated exocytosis of neurotransmitter; regulation of synaptic vesicle exocytosis. NCBI's taxonomy places the organism in Eukaryota, Metazoa, Chordata, Actinopteri, Osteoglossiformes, Mormyridae. The record is from RefSeq and is a predicted model, not a curated record.